UGGGUCUUAAUCCUGGAAAUUUCUGGAAUACGCCCAGAGAAGGCUGCGCCCGACACGUCAGUUAACGGAAGGGCAAAAGGGUGAUUCCAGGUUUCAAAAACGACAAGCUUUCUGUGGUGGUAAAAAAGGUUUUACUGCAGCUCAUACCUCUGAGGUGGCAAUGGCAAGAUUGUCAAUUGACCGAGUGUGUCCUACUUAGUUGAAGAGGGAGGCACCAAGAUUUUUUUGGUAACAGCAGACACUCGAAGAGGGAGACUCUCAAUACAGAUCUCAAACACCUAUAGCUCCAGCAGGGUGUAGACUGCCUGAUACACACCGAAUCCGAGCCGCUGUGUUCGAUAACCCAGAAAGACAUGUAUGAACCCAACGGAGGAUGCAUUACAGGGGGCUUGUUAAUUGAGAUAGGCAGCUGUUGAGCAACUAGAAGGGAACCACAAAAUGGAAGACGUAGCGAAGCUGAAGAACAUAAUUUAUAGGGAAGAAAAUCAGGUCAGCGAGAGUGCUGUUGAAGUGGCCAGUCUGACAACUGAUGAUGAUUGCAAGACAUUGUCCGAUGUUAAUGACGAAUCAGACCUCGAGGUUACAAUCAAAACAGCGUGUCGAGGAAAACACUUCAGAAGAACUAUGUCUUCCCUGUCAAAUGAAAAGGUAGCUGCGACAUAUGAAAUUGGGUUUCGGUCACUGCACCGAUUUCGUUGUGGCAAAGUGAACCUCCCACUGUGCCAAAUGCUGGUUGAAAAUUUUGAUGUUGGGAACUCAUGCAUCAUGAUACACGGAAGGAACCUGACAAUCACACAUGAAGACUUUGGCACAUUAUGGGCGUCAUGGAUAGAGGGUGCGAUGUGAAUCUUGAAGGAAGCACCGAGGACCCUGAUAUACUGGGGCUGAAGAGCAAGCUUUCAAGGAAGGAGAAGGAGAUAACCAUACAUGGUCUGAGGAGGUUGUUGAUUGAAUCUGAAAGUACCGACGACACUUUUAAGGUCAGCUUUGCUUUGUAUGCCCUUGCAACUCUGUUAAUCCCAGUUACGGGAAUCGAAGUUGAUCCAAGAUACCUUAUACCACUUAAGGAUCCUAAUGCCCUGGGUUCAAAAAACUGGGCAAAGUUUGCAUUCGCCAAGCUUGUUGAAGGGUUGUCAUCAUUCCAGGCCACGCGGACUGGUUUGGCAGGAGGUUGUAUUAUGUUCCUUCAAUUGUUCUACCUGGACGUUGUUGGCAACGGUAUCUGUAUAUAUCCAAAGAUUGGGAAACCAGUGAUGACGUGGAGCAGAGAUGACUUGAAGAGAGUUUAUGAAAAAGUGGAGAGCGAGGGCGGAUUUAAAAGCGAGAAUGUGCGUGUAACAAAGAAGUAUUUCAGGGGAAAUGUACUUUCAGGGACUGGAUCAGUUGAUCCCAGCACAGGGAUUAAGACAACUGUAGUAGACGAUUUAUCAGAAGUGAGGUCUGAUGUUGGUGUUGUGAAAGGGGAUAUAGAGAGUUUGAAGUUAACGAUUAGUCGGUUGGAGCCAGACAUGGGUCGAUUGAGGAGAGCAAUUCUGACACUAGAAUCCACGGUUGGGCAACUUAAGGCCAACGGUCUCGGCGGCAUUGUUGCUGAAGCAAUCAAGCAAGUGUUUGAAGACAAGUCCUACACUUACGGUGGUAAUUUUGGGAACGAUGGUCUUUUUAUCAAUGAAGAGCACCAAGGCACAGAAGCUGAGCAACAUGACGAUGAGAUGCCUCAUAACAAAUCUAUCAUUGUCAUGUCCACUGACAAGGAUGCAUAUGGAUGUGACAGCAUUGACAUGGAAGAAGAUGAGGCAGGGAGUUUCCCGGCGGUGUCUGAGAUAUCGCACAGCGACUCAUACCUACUGACCUAUCUAUUCAGCAAGAAGGUUACCGCCAACGACAGUGUUGGGAGCAAUGAAGUUGCGAGGCACGAGGAAUGGUCUGUUUCUCGAUGGGACAUGAGGAGCUUGUCCCCAAUGCAAUGUCUGACCUGUGAGGUACUAUAUGGCAUGCGAUCCAGAUCAAGUAUGCUUUGUUCUGUCAGUCUAUGGCAUUCAAUAUGAUUCAGGCUUUAAUCUCCAAAGUAACAUAUAACGGUCGGUGGUACCAAGCAUGUCACACUGUUUUCGACAACUGAAACAAAAGAAGAACAACGAUCUGCUAAUCUGUUUGGAACACAAUAUGUAAGUGCCUCUUCCAUGGUAACUACAUCAUAAUGU
Molecule: messenger RNA, 2204 nt
Organism: Rosa chinensis
Lineage: Eukaryota; Viridiplantae; Streptophyta; Magnoliopsida; Rosales; Rosaceae
Exons: 7
Coding region: 816-2048 (410 amino acids)
Source: RefSeq, a predicted model, not a curated record